AUGACAGAGACAUUCGACGAUCAAGCUUCAUUGGUAAGCAUCUCAGUAGACUCAGGCUCAAAUAAUCCUGCUACUAUAACGCCCUUAAUUCACUACUUUAAUUCUCUCUGUGGGAGUACAGGGAGUAACAUAGCAAAUAUUAAUGUACCUGGAAUGGACCAUGGUUCUACUCGAGAGAAUAUUAUUCGCAGUAAUAUAAACGGUACUUCCGCAAGGGAACAGAUUCAAGAUAGUAUCACGGUAAAAGAAAAGGCUAAAGGAGGUAAUACUAUGUCUAGAGAAAAGUGUGAUGGCAAUAAGUUCGAUAGCCCUAAAGUUAUUAUUUCCGCCACAGAGGAACAGGAGAGCUUAAUACAAGAAUCUCCAAGUAUAGCGAGCCAUCUCAAGACUAAGCAGAGAAAAGUAGGUAACUUAAGUCUCAGAGAUGAAAAUGAAACUAGCGAUCAAUUAUCGGGCGAUAUUGAAGGGAAUUUAGGUAAUCAAAGUAUUGGUGGCCGUCAUGUAAAUGAAUCAUCGUUCGUUUUUGGCCAGAAGCUGAUCAGAUUAAUCAAAGAAGUGUUUCACAGAAGGAAUCCAGAAAAGCAAAAACCGAAAUCAAAAGAACAAGAAACUGAAAGCCAACUCAAGCUAAUCGCAAAAGAUAAGCAACAAGAGCUUGGGUCCUCGCAUCCCGAUAAUGUUGCUAAAUCUCCAGUCGGACAAAAAGAAUACCAGAAAGAAGAAUCAUCUAUCUGGAAAGAAAAAGGUAGUUUCAAAGGGUCAUCUUUCUCUCCCAUGCUUCUAAAAAAUAAUCAAGGUGACCGCAAUAAUCCAAAAUCAGAAGUUAAUUCAAUUAUCAAGCCUUUCUCAGAAAGAAUAGAGUCAUUUGAAUUCCAUAAGGCGUCAAGAAAUAAUUUUGAAGUAAUAAAUAAGAAGGGCCCGAAAGGUCACAAAUUACCGAAUGUGAAUACAUUCAAUCAGCCUAGUAGUGAAAGUACUGAAUUAGAAAAUAAGAUAUUUUCUCCGAAGACACAUAGACCAAAUUUGAGUGACGUUCCAACUAUUGAAAGACUCGAAGACAUGGAAGACAAGAAACGAUCUUGUCGUAGCAGCUGGCACAAUGCUCUUCAUAAUGAAAGAGAUGUUUCUGGAUAUGGCGAGCAGCUUUCGAUGAAUGACUUACUUGAUGAGCUGUUACACUCAAGUGAGAAAGCAACAUUAGUAUCCAGGUCGCAUCUCAGUCUCUCAAGGUUCUUUCUGAACUCUCGGAAAGAGAAAAGAGCAGCUAUCUCCAUGAAAGGGUCUGCUCAGUAUUCGCAAUAUCCCAAUCGCGGAUUUUCAGAGACGCUUAGUGCGGUGAUAGUUAAAAUCCAGAAUAAAUGUAAGCCUUACGUACAUAAGCGUCAAAAGACGUCACCAUCUGUCCUUAUGCAAACUGGUCAACCUCAACCUCUAUCCUAA
Molecule: messenger RNA, 1440 nt
Organism: Priceomyces carsonii
Lineage: Eukaryota; Fungi; Ascomycota; Pichiomycetes; Serinales; Debaryomycetaceae
Exons: 1
Coding region: 1-1440 (479 amino acids)
Source: RefSeq, a predicted model, not a curated record